AUGAGCGUUCGAAACACCAUCUCCAAGUUCAAUACGAUUUCGACUGAGACCGACAACAAAUUGAAAAAGUAGGUGUUACGAAAGUUGAAGUAUCGAAAGCAUUGAAUGAGACAAUGUUUCGUUUAAUUUCGAAAAAAUCUUUAGAAAUCCAUUUUCGAACACAUAUGAACAACAACAAUUCGAUACGUCAGCUUCAGACUAUGGCCGACCAACGAAAGGGUCGUUGACGGAAAAACGUGGAAUCAAAGCCGGUAACUAUAUUCUAACACAAGUAAGUUUGUUCACGGCAAAAAACGAAGAAAUUACAGUGGAACUUCUGUAUAAUAAAUCGAUCUGUGACUUGAAAUUUGUUCGUUAUAAAGGCGUUUUGUUAUACAGGAGUUUUAAAUGCACCGUGUAGUGGUAGACGGAGAUUCAAAAGUUGUUCGUUAUACGGGAUUUUGCUAUAGAGUAGUUUGUUAUAAAGGCGUUCGUUAUACAGGAGUUUGUUAUACAGGAGUUUUUUAUGCAGGAGUUAUACAGAGUGUUUGUUAUAAAAAAGGUCGUUGUACAAGAGUUCUACUGUAUUGUUUUUUGAAUGUUUAAAUUUUUGAACCAAAUGUUUAAUUGAAUGUUUCAGGUAUUGCAACUAUGUGAGUUUAUUAUAAAGUACGGAUCAGGACCUCCCGAAGCUAGAGAGAUUAAAUUCGGACCUUUAUUCAAGUUAUAUGAGUUUUAUUCAGAUAAAGUGAGUUUUAAAACUUUAAUUUUAAAAAUUGUAUGUUUUUUACAAGCAACUUUUUCCAUCUGCUCCGCUUGAAUUGAAAUGUGACUUUUUAAAUAGAAAGAUCACGUCAAUAUAAUAUAAUAAUGUAAUAAACCGCGCUAUAAAAUAAAACUGAUCAAGAUGUAAAAAAUAUCUCAUCAACAAUAUUUUAGGUAGUAGGCCUCUUAAUCCGAGCACGAAAGUACAAGCUGUUGACAUUCGACGGCGAGAUGCUAUACCAACGUCAAGACGAUCACAAAGCGAUUGUGAUGUUGAUGAGUAGAGAGCAAAUUCAGCAAAAUGUUGAGUUCAGUGGUGAUCCAGCAGCCAUGAUUAGCCUCAAACAAUAA
This is a messenger RNA of Bursaphelenchus okinawaensis, 1095 nucleotides long. NCBI's taxonomy places the organism in Eukaryota, Metazoa, Nematoda, Chromadorea, Rhabditida, Aphelenchoididae. The record is from the annotation of a GenBank genome assembly.